Molecule: messenger RNA, 1304 nt
Organism: Eptesicus fuscus (big brown bat)
Lineage: Eukaryota; Metazoa; Chordata; Mammalia; Chiroptera; Vespertilionidae
Gene: MXRA7
Product: matrix remodeling associated 7
Exons: 5
Coding region: 6-698 (230 amino acids)
Source: RefSeq, a predicted model, not a curated record
GGGCGAUGGAGGCGCUGGCGGAGCUGCUGGCCGCGCUGCCCGCACUGGCCACGGCGCUGGCGCUGCUGCUGGCCUGGCUGCUGCUGCGGCGCAGACCGGCCGCGAGCUCGGACCCCGACCGCGCGGCCCCGGAGCCCGCGCCCCCGACCGCGGUCAGGGCCACCUCCGCGCCGCCCGGCCCCGCAGCCACGGAGGACGCGGCCGCGCCCCAGGAGCCGGGGGAGCCCGCGGAGCCGGCGGAGGAGCAGGCCGCCGAGGAGAAGCAGGAAGAGGAGCAGGAGCAGGACAGCGAGGAGGAGCCACCCCCAGCAGAGCCUGAGGAAGACGAUGGAGGAGAGGCCUUCUUCAAGUACAGCCCCGGGAAGCUGCGGGGCAGCCAGUACAAGAGGAUGAUGACCAAGGAGGAGUUGGAGGAGGAGCAGAGAGUUCAGAAAGAGCAGCUGGCGGCCAUCUUCAAGCUCAUGGAGGACAACAAGGAGACGUUCGGCGAGAUGUCCCACGGCGAUGUGCAGGAGCAGCUGCGGCUCUACGACAUAAGGACUUCUGGAAGCUUCUGUAACUAUGGAAGCAAGCAAGUGGGGGAGCACUCUCUCAGCAAAAAAGCUAGUUCAGCCCCACCGUCCAUCCUGGAACAAAGCAACGGUCUCAGGGUGAAGCCCCCGCCAGCAUUUCCCUCGCGGAGCAUGAGACUCACUUGACGUAUCACUAAGUAAGCACCUUACAGAGCACCGAGAACUACGCAGACACAACAGAGGGGAGACACGCCCUGGGCCUGGCGCCGGCCUUCGGGAGGUAAAGCCUUUAGAAGGCAGGCAGGCACAGGGGAGGCACCUCCCAGGCAGCAUUCAAGAAAAUGCUAAAAAUAAAGUCAAUAAAAUCUAAUAAAAUCUCAGCACACUGUCGGGACCCCUCACGAGAGCCACCUGUUUCUGUGAGGGGUAUUUCAGAGCCAGUGAGUGAGGAAGAACCCGUGAUGUUCUUACAUUUUUUAUUUGCUGGAAUCAAACGAAACCCACACACAGCAUUAAAUGAGGCCGUGGCAUCUGACGCACCUCAAGUGAGCAACACCGGGGACAGGCACCUCCUCUCCUCUGCUCGCCAGACCCCUCUCCUCCCACCUGUCGCUGUAAUUCCUCUGGCUGCUCUGCUGGCAGUCGGCAUGGCGGGCGGUCUGCGCUCUUGCCCGUGGUUAUACUCAAAUGUCAGUGCUUUUUACUCUUAAAAAUUAUUUUUAUCUUUUUUGCCAAGCUUUUAAAAAUUUUCUGAUCUGAGAACUGUUUGUCCCCUUUCUGGGGUCUCAAGGA